This is a messenger RNA of Aspergillus homomorphus CBS 101889, 1149 nucleotides long. Its product is annotated as ankyrin repeat protein. The coding region runs from base 119 to 781 and encodes 220 amino acids. The transcript has 2 exons. The record is from RefSeq and is a predicted model, not a curated record. Lineage: Eukaryota; Fungi; Ascomycota; Eurotiomycetes; Eurotiales; Aspergillaceae. Gene Ontology annotation, molecular function: protein binding.
CCCUCAUUCACUUCAGCCUGAUACACCUCCCAACCCGAACUUACAAGCUUUUCCUGGCUUGACCUAUUCACUUACCAUAUAUUUGUGACUCAAGUUGUUUAAUCACUUAGCCGUCACGAUGAGUCAACCCAACCCCUACAUUCUCGCCGCCGAAAAGCCCUCCGCCCUUUUGACGCUAUUGCGCGCGAAUCCCUCCAUCGCCUCCGGUCAAGAUGAGCACGGUUACUCAUUACUCCAUGCUGCGGCUUCCUACGGACACAUCGAGCUCCUGCGCGCCCUGGUGAAAGAGUUCAACGUGGACGUCAACCUUCUCGACGAAGAUGGCGAGACUUGCCUGUUCGUCACGGAGAGCGUUGAGAUUGCGAAGUGUCUUAUCGAAGAACUCGGGGUCGAUUAUAACAAGAGAAAUGAUGAGGGCCUAGCCGCCUACGAGACCAUUGAGAAUGAUGACUCGUUCCCUGAAGUUGCGGCCUACCUGCGGCAAGUAGCCGGUGUACCAGCCCCCGCCCCUGCAGAUUCGUCGGCGGACGCAGCCCUGAACCAACCCCCGCCUUUGCCUGCGAACCUGCAGCUGAAUUUGGGCACAGUGUCGGAGCAAGAGGCCAACGCAGGGCUCGACCAGGUGGAUCCCGAGUUCAAACGCCGGAUCGAUGAGCUGGCCGCGCGGGAAGACUUCCACAGUGAAGCCACGCAAAAUGAACUGCGGCAGCUGGUGAUGGACGCCCUUCGGGGCUCUAGCAUUGACACUGACGAGCGGAGUGUGCGUCAGAGGACGGAUUAAGAGGUCUCAGCACACGAUCAAAUAAACAAUGUGGCUUGUCGAACAGCUCUCACUUGUCUCCUCGGAGUCCAGUCAAACGAAUUGGACGGGUCGGAGCAGCUUGUGAGAUAUUCAGCGCUCGAUCUUGAACAAUUAUUGACCUCAACCUUUUUCAACGCUUCGAAGGGUAGCAUUGCGCCGCUGUCUCUAACAAGGGAACCAGGAAGUAAGCCUACUUCCAGGUUCCUUGAGAGAUAGCAGUUUUGUGUCGACGAGAGGUUCAAAUCAGGCUUUGAUGAAAUGCGCUCGUAUCACCAGGCUAUAUACCCCGCUUGAGAAGUGGCAGCUAUGAGGGCCAUAUUCUACAAUAAUUGGACGAUAUCGUGCGC